UUUGCCCCUUACCGGCGUCGUUAGGUUAGAUUUAAAUCAUUCGUCCGACCUAUAGGCGAUAAUUUUUAAUUAUUAUACGAGACAUUAAUGAAAAAAUUACAUUUACAGAGCGUUCCUCGACGAUAAAAAAAAAUCGAAAAUUUUCCGUAACGGUGGUAGACGAUUGCGCGUGAAAGUUACGGUAGAUACGUUAUUAUGCGAGGCGGUGACCUAUAUUUUCGGUUGAUAGCCUCGCGGAAGUCGAAAUAUCUAUCUAUUGAUUUUGUACGAUGCAUAUUAAUAUAUUAUUUUCUAAGUUAUAACUUAAAAUAUACUUGUAACGAGUAAAAACUCUAUUAUUAUUGUUCGGAACAAUUGGAAAACUCGAGUCUUCAUCGGUCAAGGCAAGUUUAAUUGAAACGUCGAUAAAAUAUUCAUUUGGUAUUCGUCAUCAUUCAUCAUUCAUCGGGUCUUGCACAAUACAACGAUAUGUUUGAAAUGGCGACCAGACUUUGCAGGAGUUACUUACCUGGAUCUUGGAAGAAGAUUACAAUUAAGGACAUAUGCGUAAAGCGAAUUAGUGGUGGUUUAAGUAAUUGGCUGUAUCGGGUGACAUUACUUAAAGGUAAUGCCGAACCUCGGGAUGUAUUGAUGAGGUUAUACGGACAAACGCACGGUGAGAAUGCUAUUGAAAAUAUAAUCACAGAGUCUGUGAUAUUCACAUUGCUGUCGGAGCGUGGUUUAGGGCCUAAGUUGCAUGGAAUAUUCCCUGGAGGCCGUCUCGAAGAAUACAUUCCGGCUCGAUCAUUGAAAUCUGAAGAGUUAAGCGAUCCAAAAUUAAGCCUUAUGAUUGCAGAAAAAAUGGCUGAAUUACAUCAGCUUAACAUUCCAAUCAAUAAAGACUCAACGUGGUUAUGGGACACCAUGGACAGAUGGUUACAACAGCCAAUUAAAGAUGUUAACUGGUCACGAGACAACAUAGAACUUGAUCAGAUACUAUCCACAAAUCUCUGCGAUGAAACCCGCUGGCUUAAAAAACAUUUGUCAAAGUUGAAGUCACCUGUUGUAUUUUGCCACAAUGAUCUUCAAGAGGGUAAUAUUUUAAUGAAGGAAAAUGAACCUGGCUGUCGAUCAUUGUGCCUAAUUGAUUAUGAAUAUUGUGCAUACAAUUAUCGUGGUUUUGAUAUUGCUAACCACUUUGUAGAAUGGACUUAUGAUUACACAAAUCCCAUGUAUCCACAUUACUCAGUCAACCGAGAAUUGUUUCCAACAAAAGACCAACAAAUUGAGUUCUUGAAGCGGUAUUCUCAAUGUAUGGAAAAUGAAGAAUCCAUAGAAUUGAUACUCAAUGAAGUAAAUCACUUUAUUUUGGCAUCACAUUUAUUCUGGGGUGUAUGGAGCAUUGUCAAUAGUCGAAUGUCAAAAAUUACUUUUGGAUACAGGGAAUACGCAAUAGAACGGCUCAAAUCAUAUUUUAAGCUUAAAGAAAGUUUAAUAAAUAAUAAAUAGUAUGUAACACAGAAAUACUUUGAGUACUUAUAAAAGGAAUAGGUUAAUUGUAGACCAAUAUGUUUCAAUAUUCUGGGGAAGACUGAUUUAUAUUUCAAAAGUUUGGUCCUUAAUUUAAUUAGUCUGAUUAUUUUGUCAUUUUCACAUACAUAAUUUUUAUUUAAGUGUUCUUAAACUUAUAUUGUGAGCUUCUUUUAUACAUCUAUGUUGUAUUAAAAAUUAUAACAAGAGUUUUAAUUUUUGACUAAUAAUAAAGACCAGUAUUUAUUGUUAUUCAUAUUGUUCAACAUUUGUAAAAUUAAUGAAAACCAAUUUUUCUUUAUUCUGGUGCUAAGUACUCAUACUCUGAUAAUUAUUAUG
Molecule: messenger RNA, 1848 nt
Organism: Rhopalosiphum maidis (corn leaf aphid)
Lineage: Eukaryota; Metazoa; Arthropoda; Insecta; Hemiptera; Aphididae
Product: choline/ethanolamine kinase
Exons: 7
Coding region: 469-1488 (339 amino acids)
Biological process (GO): CDP-choline pathway; phosphatidylethanolamine biosynthetic process
Cellular component (GO): cytoplasm
Molecular function (GO): choline kinase activity; ethanolamine kinase activity
Source: RefSeq, a predicted model, not a curated record